AUGGCGGCGACUUCAGCCAACACGAGCAGCUUCGAGUUUGAUCUACUCGGCUUUGAAAGUGAAACCCUAGGUUUCGUACUCGGACAUGGAGGGGACUUGGAACUGUCUUUCUUAGUGGUUCUAGUAUCGUACUCUCUAGCGGCAACAUCGGCCAACAUCUUCAGAUCAUUCCGGUUGUCCGGUGGUGAAGCCCUAGGAUUAUCAUGGUCCUUCAUUUACGAACGAAGCGUUGUGUGCAAGAAGAGAAAAAAGAAAGAAUCGAGAGAGAGAAAAUUAUCGUAA
Arabis nemorensis is the source of this 282-nucleotide messenger RNA. Lineage: Eukaryota; Viridiplantae; Streptophyta; Magnoliopsida; Brassicales; Brassicaceae. The record is from the annotation of a GenBank genome assembly.